Messenger RNA from Symbiodinium necroappetens, 582 nucleotides. The record is from the annotation of a GenBank genome assembly. NCBI's taxonomy places the organism in Eukaryota, Dinophyceae, Suessiales, Symbiodiniaceae.
AUGGACGAGCAGCUCCGUGGACUGAAAUGCUGCACAGAUGCGGAUUCAGGGCCCUCCGUGGUGUCGAAGCUGUGCCAGGAACCUGCAGAGACGGUGCUGGAAGUGUUGCCCCCGAGAGUUUGGACUUCAGAACACGUUCACCUGUUUUUUGAGCAGAAGUUGGGGACAGCUAAUGCAUCUUUUGACGUGAUGAUCAAGAUGGCCAUCGACGAGCUGGAGGAGUUGCAGGGUGUCGCGGACAAGAUUUGCAAGGGGAGCGCGAGCAAGGAAGCGCAACAAGUAGCUCUGGAAUGGAAGCAGAGGAGUCUGCAGAUGCUCGCCCAGAGGAGGACUCGCGACCUGAAAGUCCAGCCGAAGAAGAGCCUGCAAGCGAACCUGCCGAACAAUCUGCAGAUCCCGACAAGGAGCAAGUCACAGAGACGCCAGCACAACCUGCGGGCACCACGGCAGCGGACAACGAUGAAGCUGUUGAGGAGCCAGGUGCUGCUGAAGAUAGAUGACCCGGAGGCUUGUAACGCCAGACGAUGGCGCUGCAAUGAGGCAUACUCCACCGAUGAAGCCCUGCAGAUACCGCACGAAUGA